GUUAGAAGUAGGUAAGUUAACUUACAGGUGACGAAACUCAGCUCGGAGAGGCCGCGUGCCGGCGAAAGUUCUUCGAAGGCUCCGCACCCGGUUUGCUGCCAAUUAAACAAAUCGAGUUUUUUGGUCCUUCCUCGUUAUCCAAGUUCCACUUCCCAACUGCUCGCCUGAAUGUUAGCUGCCGUUUCCGGCCUUCGGGUUAUUUGACUAGUUUUCCGUUCUUAACUGCAGCUUGCUACUCCGUCGUUCCAGUUCAUCGUACUUUCAUGCAUAUCCCACUUGAUGCUAUAUUUUGUAUGUCUACGGAGCUGGUGUUUUGGUAGUUUCCAAAACAGAAAACUUGAUGCAUAACACUUCCUUCUUGAUGAAAUGUGCUUCUCAUCCAUUGUUCAUCUUUGCCUCCAAUUAUAAAUGUUGAAGAUAUCUGUCAAAAUGGAAGCAUUAAAGGCUCUACCACCUGGGUUUGGCUUUCAUCCAACAGAUGUUGAGCUUAUAUCUCACUAUCUUAGGAGGAAAAACCAAGGCCAGAAGGCCGACUUUGAAGUGAUACCAGAGUUGGACAUAUAUAAGCGUGAACCAUGGGAUUUACCCGCUUGUUGUCCGAUCCCCACAAGGGACAGCAUGUGGCACUUUUUUGCCUCUCGUGAUAGGAAGUAUCCAAACGGUUCACGCACAAAUAGAGCGACUGAAGCAGGCUAUUGGAAGUCCACUGGUAAGGAUCGAAACAUCAGAUUUCUCAACCAAGUCAUUGGGACCAAGAAGACGCUAGUUUUUCAUCAAGGUCGGCCACCCUCUGGAAAGCGCACAGAUUGGAUCAUGCACGAAUACUUUAUGGAUGAAAAAGAGAGCAAGACUAGCUCUGUAAUUAAGAGUACUUAUGUCCUUUGUCGUGUUACUAAAAGGAAUGGCUUUGCAGUUGAAGGAAGUAAUGUCUCAGCCCAGACUGAAGAAGCCAAUGCUUACCAAAAUACUGCAAAAGCUUUGUAUCUAUCUCUGCAUGAGAGCAUGGCACAGCAGAAGUCAAGCCAGUCCGAGAGUACUGAAAACCUGAAUGCAUGGUUUGAGGAGCUCUUAUUUGAUGGAUCUAUUCACUUCAACAUUACUUCUUCCAUAGAAUCAAAAACAGCACCACAGGUUUCACAGAACGUCCAUCAUGCUCUGAUUCCAAAGGAUGAGCCCUUGGACUUAGGCUUCUGGCCAGAAGAAAUCAUAGAUGUCCUACAUGAUGACAUUUCCGCCAUGCCUGAGAUCAAUGAAUUGCUUGCAGUUGAUCACAAAGCCACAUCAUCACUAAUCAAUUCAAACAAAUAUGAAACUGAUGGUUUCGAAAAGGCAAUACCUGCUAUUGGAACGUUCCAACACAAUGUGAAGCUUCAAGUUCAGUCCAGGAAGAUGGAAUCAUUGAACAGUGCAUCUGUGUGCCAGACCAUCAAACCUGCACAGGUUGAUUGCGGCAUCAAAAAUAACAGGCCUCGUAAGCCAAUAAACUUAAAGUUAGAGAAUAAGCGAGAAGCAAUACAGGAUGCAAUAAAGGGGCUCUUAGCUGUGGUUAGGAGUUUCUUUUCCUGUGUCUGAAAGAAGGGCAGGGACUUGCUGUUUCCUGGGUUCUUACGUAAUUGGAACUGCAGCUUUGGUCAUCUGAUAUCUGUCUCGUGAUUGCCUAAAGUUCUAGAGUAGCUUCACUGCUAUGGGGUUGCAAAUUAUAGCCUGUAUUUUGGUAAAUAUCUAUGGUACUAAGAAGUUUUUGAUUUCCUGUUUAAAUCGUUCCUCGCGGUAAUUAGGUUUAUUGUCUAUUUUAUAUGAUAGGUUUACUUGUUUUGUUUUUUGAUAGUUGUUUUAUAAUGUAGGAUUAGGAUAGUCUCUACUUCCUCCCUGUUCAUCAGUAGGUGAGGGAAUUGUAAUUUUUGCGUUGGGAUCAAGAAUAAUGUCACAAUGAUUAUGAGGAAUAGAAUAAUAUAGACAUUUUGUAUUUCGUGAUCUUUUCAA
This is a messenger RNA of Dendrobium catenatum, 1983 nucleotides long. Its product is annotated as NAC domain-containing protein 71-like. Gene Ontology annotation, biological process: regulation of DNA-templated transcription. The coding region runs from base 409 to 1572 and encodes 387 amino acids. Gene Ontology annotation, molecular function: DNA binding. The record is from RefSeq and is a predicted model, not a curated record. Lineage: Eukaryota; Viridiplantae; Streptophyta; Magnoliopsida; Asparagales; Orchidaceae. The transcript has 7 exons.